Lodderomyces parapsilosis is the source of this 1518-nucleotide messenger RNA. RefSeq lists its product as uncharacterized. The record is from RefSeq and is a predicted model, not a curated record. Lineage: Eukaryota; Fungi; Ascomycota; Pichiomycetes; Serinales; Debaryomycetaceae. The coding region runs from base 1 to 1518 and encodes 505 amino acids. The transcript has a single exon. Gene Ontology annotation, biological process: transmembrane transport. Gene Ontology annotation, molecular function: transmembrane transporter activity.
AUGAAAGUUCAGAUUUUUACGUUGCAUCGUGGUAAUGACAGACAAAACAGCCACAUGACUUCAAUAGACGACAAGAGUGCUCCGGUAAAGGAGGAACUUGAAAGUGCUUCAGUUGAUGUUGAACCAGAAAUAUCCGAGGAGCAUAAACAAUAUCUUAUUGCUAAACAUGGGACUUACCAUUUAUCACCAUUACCAACAAUGAACGAUAAUGAUCCAUUGAAUUGGUCAAAUGGAAUGAAGUUUUUACAAUUGGGAAUGGUUGCCUUUCAUGGAUUCAUGACCACCUUCUUGACAACGGGUUUAGUCCCAGUUGCAGGAGUGUAUGCUCAAAAAUUCAAUAUGCCAACUUCACGUAUAGCUUAUUUGAUUUCAGUGCAAAUCUUAGUAGUUGGUGUGUUCCCGAUAGUUUGGGUACCAUUUAUGGACCGGUAUGGAAAGAGACUACUUUUAAUCAUUUCCACUGUGGGAAGUAUGGCUUUCUCAUUAGGAAGUGUCUUUUGCAACACUUAUGGCUCAAUGAUGGCAAUGAGGAUAAUGCAGUCAGUAUUCAUCUCCCCUGGUAUUGCUGUUGGUGGUUCGAUAGUAAAUGAAACCACAUUUAGUCAUCAGAGAGGAUCCAGGAGUGGGAUAUGGGCGAUUUCAGUAAAUUUGGGUACGAUGGUUGGUGCAUUUUUGAUGGGGUUUGUUGCUGGGCAUCAAGAUGCCAAAUAUAUCCACGUGGUGUUUACAUGUAUCAACUUUGGACAAGCCGUCUGCUAUGUGUUUCUUGGGAAGGAGUCACUGUACAACUACAAUGAUCUAACACGAAAUGAACCAAACAGAUUCAAACAAUUGCGAUUCAAAACCAUCUUUCCCGAGAAUCGCAUAACCUUGAAAAGAAUUGUUUACCCAUUAAAAUUUUUUGGCAACUUGAAAAUCUUUAUUCCAACCUUUGCAUAUUCAGUUUGUUUUCUUCAAGCAAAUAUUGCCAUGAAUAUUGAAAUUCCAGAGGUUAUGGUUGCAAAAUUUGCUUUAGGUCCGCAAGCAUUAGGGUUACAAUUCAUCUCCUUUAUUAUCGGUACAGCCAUCGGUGAAGUUGGUGGAUACAUGUCUGAUCGGUUAGUUGCUUGGGGUCAGAAAAACGGUAAAGGUCCAUCGUUUAGAUUGUGGUUGACGUAUCCAGGAUUUAUUGCAUGUUGUGUUGGGUUAAUCAUAUUUGGUGUACAGAUUGAACAUGCUAAAACGUGGAAUGUUACACCCUUGGUUGGGUGUGCGUUUGCUUCUUUUGGUUUACAAAUCAUGACUUCGCCAAUUAUUGCAUUCUGUAUUGAUAUGGAUCAUAAGGAUGCUUCCGCAAUUGUUGUAUUCAUCACUGCGGUGAGACAGGUGCUUGCAUUUAUUGGCCCUUUUUACUUCCCACACAUGUAUUCGGAUUUGGGCUUUGCCAAAUCGUAUGGCAUUAUGGCUUCACUUAUUGGUGCCUUGUCGCUUAUACCUAUGUUUAUUUUACACUAUUUAGCUGCAAGUAAAGGAAAGUAA